This is a messenger RNA of Acaulospora colombiana, 303 nucleotides long. The record is from the annotation of a GenBank genome assembly. NCBI's taxonomy places the organism in Eukaryota, Fungi, Glomeromycota, Glomeromycetes, Diversisporales, Acaulosporaceae.
CGGGUGUUGCACAUUUAAUUGCCUCAGUAUUCCUCAAAAUAUUUCCUCCCAAAGCAAUGGAUAGUCCUAGAGAAGAUGAAGAGAUUGACAACCCAGUGCCAGUGUUGCACUCUCCUACCGAACGGACGCCUUUAAUCAACCCUCCCAAACCUAAUGAUCAGUCCCCCGUUCAUGCAGAGCAAACAGUCUUCCAGUUACUCAAGGAUGUAGAUUUCUGGCUUUUGGCUUUGACAAUGCUUUUGCUCUUGGGCUCGGUAAGUUUUAGUUUUGAGGAACUAAAAGCCCGUACUGAUGAGGUGUACA